Messenger RNA from Drosophila subobscura, 937 nucleotides. Its product is annotated as 3-oxoacyl-[acyl-carrier-protein] reductase FabG. Gene Ontology annotation, molecular function: oxidoreductase activity. Lineage: Eukaryota; Metazoa; Arthropoda; Insecta; Diptera; Drosophilidae. The record is from RefSeq and is a predicted model, not a curated record. Bases 39 to 806 code for a protein of 255 amino acids. The transcript has a single exon.
AGCCAUGCGGGGCGUUCCGCUCCCCACAGUCGUUCAAGAUGAGUCUCAGCGAGAAGGUGGUGAUCGUGACGGGUGCUAGCAGCGGGAUUGGUGCCGCCAUUGCCCAGGUAUUGGCUCGCGAGGGGGCCCGUCUGGCGCUGGUGGGUCGCAAUGUGGCCAAUCUGGAGGCCACACGCAGGACCCUGCAGCAGCAGGUGAAGGGCGUACGGGCGGAAAUCGUUGCCGCUGACGUGACCAAGGAUGCGGCGCUCAUUGUCCAGCAGACGGUCGCACAGUUCGGGCGCAUCGAUGUGCUGGUGAACAACGCCGGCAUCCUGGGCAAGGGUGGCCUCAUCGAUCUGGACAUCGAGGAGUUUGACUCGGUGCUGAACACAAACCUGCGCGGCGUCGUGCUGCUGACAAAGGCCGUGCUCCCACAUCUGCUGGAGACCAAGGGUGCCGUGGUCAAUGUGAGCAGCUGCGCCGGUCUGCGUCCCUUUGCCGGCGCCCUCAGCUACGGCGUGUCCAAGGCGGCCCUCGAUCAGUUCACCCGCAUUGUGGCCCUCGAGAUGGCACCGCAGGGAGUGCGUGUCAACUCGGUGAAUCCCGGUUUCGUGGUGACCAACAUCCACGAGCGCAUCGGCAUCGUUGAUGAGGAAUACAAGGCCAUGCUGCAGCGUGCCAUUGCGUCCCAUCCCUUGGGCCGUGUCGGCGAUGUGUUCGAGGUGGCCGAGGCGGUGGCCUUCCUGGCCAGCUCCAAGGCCAGCUUCACCACCGGCGCCCUCUUCCCCAUUGACGGCGGCAAGCACAAUCUGACGCCUCGUUAAUCAUCCUCCCUUUGACCACCCAUAAUUAUACUCUUUCGUAUAUUUUUCCAUUUCCUUCAACUUUCCCUUUUCCCUUUCACAAUUUUUGUUUUUUUUUUUUGUGUUCAAUAAAUAAAUAAUAAGCAAGCGAC